This is a messenger RNA of Manis javanica (Malayan pangolin), 747 nucleotides long. Its product is annotated as olfactory receptor 8H1-like. Gene Ontology annotation, biological process: G protein-coupled receptor signaling pathway. The record is from RefSeq and is a predicted model, not a curated record. Gene Ontology annotation, molecular function: olfactory receptor activity; G protein-coupled receptor activity. Gene Ontology annotation, cellular component: membrane. Lineage: Eukaryota; Metazoa; Chordata; Mammalia; Pholidota; Manidae.
AUGGGCAGAAGGAAUACCACGCAGGUGACAGACUUCAUCCUUCUGGGGCUGACGGAUUCCCCGGAGGUCCAGCUGGUCCUCUUCCUGCUGUUCCUGCUGAUGUACCUGAUCACAGUGCUGGGGAACGCAGGCAUGUUCCUGGCGAUCCGCCUGGACGUUCGGCUUCACACCUCCAUGUACUUUUUCCUCAGUCACCUGUCCUUUCUCGACCUCAUUUACUCAACUGUCAUCACACCUAAAACCUUGGAGAACUUACUGGCUUCCACCAAGUAUAUUUCCUACAUGAGCUGCCUCACCCAGAUGUACUUUUUUGUCUUCUUGGUUGCCACAGAAUGUAUUCUUCUCUCCUCAAUGGCCUAUGAUCGCUACGUAGCCAUCUGCAACCCCCUCCACUACCCCGUCGUUAUGUCCACAAGGCUCUGCUGCUCCCUUAUCGUGGGGUGCUAUUUUGUUGGAGUUCUGGAUUCCACAGUCAAUGUGCUUUGCAUGAGCAGCUUGCAUUUCUGUGACUCCAAUGUAAUCCAUCACUUUUUCUGUGACACAUCCCCGAUUUUAGCCCUGUCUUGCACCGACACACAUGGGGUUGAAAUCAUGAUAUUUAUUUUUGCUGGUUCUACUCUAACGGUGUCUCUGAUCACAAUAUCUGCAUCCUAUAUGUCCAUUCUGUCUACCAUCCUGAAAAUUACUUCCACUUCAGGGAAGCAGAAAGCCUUCUCUACUUGUGCCUCCCAUCUCCUAGGAGUCACC